GAGGGGUUUGUUUGAACUCCAGUCCUAAUCCAAUCCUGGGGAUAUUUCCAUAUGUUUGCCUUUCAACAGAAAAAGGCUAUGUGACGCAUCCUCACUUGCCGUCUGCCAUCCCUGACAGCCAGAUGGCAUGGGGAUAUUGAGCUCCAAGAGUUCCUCCUUGGCUUUCCUCCUAGGCCUCAUUUCUGGCUUUUUCAGCAUCUUCUACCUUGUGCAGAACCUGACGGAAGAAUCCCUGCGCCUUGGCAUCCAGAUGCCACAUGGCUCCAAGGAUCUUGAAAGGAUGAUUGCUAAAUCAGCUCUUGUCAGUUCAGCAUACCCACACUGGGCAGGCAAGGAAAGCAGUGUGGCAAAUGAGCUGUAUGACAAGGUGCGGAUUCUGUGCUGGGUGAUGACCGCCCCCCAAAACUUGGAGAAGAAGGCCUGCCACGUCAAGGCCACUUGGUCCCGUCAUUGCAACAUGGCCAUUUUCAUGAGUUCAGUGGAGGACAAAAACUUCCCCACUGUGGGACUGGGUACCAAGGAAGGCCGGGACCAGCUCUACUGGAAAACUAUCCGGGCUUUCCAUUAUGUCCACAAGCAUCACUUUGAGCAGGCCGACUGGUUCCUGAAGGCUGACGAUGAUACCUUUGUGGUGCUUGACAACCUCCGGUGGCUGCUCUCCAACUACACCCCCGACAGGCCCAUCUAUUUUGGGAAGCGCUUCCGGGUCUUUGGCAAGCAAGGCUACAUGAGUGGGGGCGCGGGCUAUGUCCUGAGCAAGGAGGCCCUGCGGCGCUUCAUUGCCGGCUUUGACACCAAGGUCUGCAGCCACACGUCUUCAGUGGAGGACCUGGCUCUGGGCCAGUGCAUGGAGAAGAUGGGCGUGGAGGCUGGGGACUCCCGGGACACAAGGAAGAGGGAGACCUUCCACCCUUUUGUGCUUGAGCAGCAGCUGAUGAGGAAGGUCUCAAAAAACUCCUGGUACUGGAACUAUUGCUAUUAUCCUAUUGUGGAGGGACCUCAGUGCUGCUCUGACCUGGCCAUUUCUUUCCACUACGUGAACUCAGACUUGAUGUACACCCUGGAAUACCUCACCUACCAUCUGCGUGCCUAUGGUUACCGCUACCGCUAUCGUCCACCUUUGCCUGAGAAUGCUGCUCACCUCCAGCCCCACCCACCCUCAGGGGAAGACCCUAGGAGGAGCAGCAACACCACCGUGCAGGCUAAGAUGUAAGGACGGAGGCUUGGCGUGCAAUUUUAGAGCAAACCAAUCCAGCUGUUGGUGGUGAGGCUUGUUGACGCCUCAGUCCUGCUGGCCCGUGUGGUCUUUAGCACGUUUUAAAGUAAGGUGCCCUCAUCCUAGAAAGGACUGGAAUGAAUAUGCUCUGAGCUCAGAUGAGUUUCUCAUCCCCAAACCUCUGUAUGUACACAUGCACACUAGCCAAGUGAGAGAAGCCUUUUUUUUUGUUCCUAUCAGGCCAUGUGGAGAAAGCAGAAUGUGGCCAAGCAUGAGGGUACUUUGCCCCAUUCCUUCUUUGCUCUUGUUUCUGAUGCAAACCAGACAGUCCUGUGGCCUUGCACAUGAUGUGAGCCGGGUGAAAAAGCUGAGAGUUUGGCUUUAGAAUGUGCUUUUUAGGUGAUGGGGCAGGAUUCUCUGGUCGUGGAGUGAUGGGGAAGAAAGCUGUAAGGGUGCUUAGUAGGAACAUCUUGGAGGGUGGAAUAGUUUUAUGUCUCCCCUGUCCAAAUACGAUGGUAGAGUGAGCAAGGGGUAUCAUACAAUAGCCAGUGUUUGGCUAUUGGAAAAAGGUGAGAAUCCUGUCUGGACACUGGGUGACAGAAAAGUUCUAGAAAUAGGGCAUUAACACUACUGUGUCCCAGGAACGCGGCAUCAGCAGUUUCAGCCCACCAAAGGCUCCAUCUUAUUAUUAUACAGUCCACGGAUGGGUCCCUUCAUGGUCCAAAGGGCAUUACAGUGACAAGGAUUAGUUUUGUUUAAAGGAAGAUAAUUGAGAGAAAGUGAGGAAGGAACUGGCAAGCCGCUUCUGAAAAAUGCGGCCAAGAAGACUUCAGGGGGCAGUUGCCAGGAGUCAAAACUGACUUGAAGGGUCAAAUUUUUUACUCCAUCACUGCUGACCACCAAACAGCUGAUCGGCGUGCAGGCACAGUCACCCAGCUCCAUCCCCCCAGCUAGCCUCAUGUCUUCGGCCCCCUUAUUGCCUGCACUGGGCAACUGCCCCCAGGCACGCCACUGAAGUGAGUCCAACCUAACUCUGCAUGAAUCGGUAUCCAUGUGAAUGAAGAUUCUGCUGUGUGGUUCUCACAAAGGGAGAGACUGUUUAUACCAAAACAGAUAGUUCUGGAGACAUGAGGACAAACAGAUGCCAGGCCUUAUGAGAAUAUUACUCAUCCCUGAUACUGUGCUCAAUCUGCAAAGUUAAGGUUCUUUUCAGUUUUCUAACUGGGAAACAUUUGAUGCUUCCAUCAAAUGAUAGUUUGCAGUGCUACUUUUGAUAAAUUGAUCUGUGUUGUGGAAAAUGUAUGCAUACUUUCAGAAGUCUUUGUCAGACAGAAUGGAAAGUACCCACACUUCCAACUACAUCCAAAACAAGGACUAGCCCAAAAGAAUCUUCAGAGAAAUGUAACAACUAUUAUCGCUAGCCAUAAUCUCCUAUAAGGAGAGAAGACAAAGAUGGUAUUGACCAGUCCUUCCUGUGAUGGGCUGGAAAGACCCAUAUAGACGUAUGGAGACUCAGAUCUGUCCAGCAUCUGAGUCUCUUCAGGAAGUAGGUUAAAGCCUGAAGUUGGAGCAGGCAGCUAAUGAAGCCAUCCCCCCCACCCACAAAUUGCCAAAGAUGGGGCUAUGAGUUUUGAAUUCAUCAUGAUAAACUGAGGUGGUGGCCAGAGUGUUAAUGCUUAAUACAGUGUGAAAAUUUCUCAGGACUGAUGGAUUGUUCUUCUAAUCCUUUUUAAAGUUUUCUGGCCAUUAGUUGGGUUCUACUUAGAAUGGUGUGGUGGUGGAUUAAAGAUAUAUUGUUCUAUUGUUUUGAAUAAGGCUGUGUUUCUUCUUUGUAUUUGUUACAAAUUAUGGGUUGGAAUUAAACUUAGCCAUACUUGCAUAUUGAAAUAAAUGGAGACAGUCAUAUGUAACUAAAAUCCAGUUUAUUUCAGAGGGUCAACACUAAAUUUGAAUCUAACCUUCGGAGUGCAAUCUUGAGAAAAAAAUUAACUGUUUGAAACAUAUGAAGAACACUUCACUGUGUUUCCAGUAAUCUAAUAGAUCUCAGUAAUAAAAGCAAAACCAGGAACUGCC
This is a messenger RNA of Python bivittatus (Burmese python), 3289 nucleotides long. Lineage: Eukaryota; Metazoa; Chordata; Lepidosauria; Squamata; Pythonidae. The record is from RefSeq and is a predicted model, not a curated record.